AUGGCGAGGUUGGGAGGCGCAUUAGACCAGCCACUAAUCCGAUGCACGACACCGAAUAAAUUCAACGAGGCACGCACCCAUAGAGAUAAGCACACGGCCUCCAUGGGGGGGACUAAUACCUUCAUCAUGGAUGACCUUCCGCAAUGGGUAACCGUUCAAGGCCUAAAACGAGCAUUCAAUUGGUGUUCGAGUGGUGGAGUGUCAACAACGAAUAUAUUUAUUCGACUCGGCGGAAGCGCUUUGAGUGGCGCCGUUGCAGAUGAGAGAAUUUCCAGAAAUGUUGGAAGAGCGAGAGCUGAAGCGCCUGGACAUCUUACCUGCUGCUUGUAUGGACCACAUGAUCCCCAGGUCUGUAGUGCAUCGAUUUCUCACCGUUCCUCAGAUGAAUUCGCACUGACACCCCUCAUUCUCAUGACCAUGCAGCUGAGCUGGAGAUUAGUGCACUACCCACAGACAUUGACAGAGCCAGGGAAAAGAAAGCUUGGUAUCCGCAUGAUUCCGCGAGUAUCCUUAUCUCGCCAUAUUCACAGUUCCUUGCAUCAGCCUUACAAAACCCCUAGGGAGGCAUUCCUUCGCAGUGUUCUUGUUGAACGUCCACCAAUUCAUGCAAUCAAUUCUAAACUUCAUCAUCUAAAGAACGCACUCGGGACAGGAAGACAAAAGCGCAACUCAUUGGGUGAUAUCCUCGGGGUGGCUUCGAAAUUUAUGAUCAUGGUGAAAAUUGCAACAGCAAGCCAUGCAAAGUCUAUGGGGAAGAUAAUGAUAAUGGGAUGA
Aspergillus niger is the source of this 774-nucleotide messenger RNA. RefSeq lists its product as hypothetical. The record is from RefSeq and is a predicted model, not a curated record. NCBI's taxonomy places the organism in Eukaryota, Fungi, Ascomycota, Eurotiomycetes, Eurotiales, Aspergillaceae. The coding region runs from base 1 to 774 and encodes 257 amino acids. The transcript is spliced from 5 exons.